Molecule: messenger RNA, 1484 nt
Organism: Rhipicephalus microplus (southern cattle tick)
Lineage: Eukaryota; Metazoa; Arthropoda; Arachnida; Ixodida; Ixodidae
Source: RefSeq, a predicted model, not a curated record
AUGAAAGGCCUUCAUAUGUAAGAAAAAGGUAUGGGAUCUCUCUCGGACGACCAGACGGUGCCGCGGCGGCGUGGAAGACACAAGCUGCCCAAGAUGCGGAGAGCAAUAUUCUUGCUGGUUUGCGUGGCCAGCGCCUAUGGUCAGCAGAAAGGCGGUGUUGUUGGUGUGUCUACUGGAGGAGGCCCGGGAGGAGGUUCACUAGGUGAUGUCUCAGGACCCGGAAAUGGACCGGGAGGAAUUCCAGGAAUGGGGUCAGGUGGCCCCAGCGGCAGUAUGGGAGGAGGAGCUGGGUCAGGUGGAAUGGUACCAAGUGGCCCUAGUGGUGGACCUGGAGGCGUUGGAAUCGGCCCAGAAGGUCCAGUUGGCCUCGGAGGCCCCGGGGGCCCAGGAGGUAAUGGAUCGCCAGGGAUUAUGUUCGGCGAGCCUGAUGAGCAAGGCGAACAAGAAGGCGGUGGAGACCUCAUUGGAUUUGGUCCCGAACAUGGACAGCUUGAUCUCUUCACCCUGCUCGUCCGCCAGAUCUUUUUGGCCUACGGGGCGGAUCCACUCACCCUUCCCGAAACAACGAUGCCAUUUAACAGUAUCCUGCGCAUGUCAGGCACCGUACACACCUACAACUCGAGAGUUUUCGGUUUAUCUCACGUGAGGCGCACUGGCCCUUGCUUUGUGACGGCUGACCAGAGCGGAAUGCGUCUGGGUCUCGACCUGGGAAUCAAGGACGUGUACGCCAACUCAUCAGCCACUGUUCAGAUGGCAAACAAGAACAUAAGAAAACAGCGCGUGCAUUUCACUGUCAUUGUCAGGAAAGCCCGGGCCAUCCUCGAAAUAGCACAGACGGGAGCUCAAGAGAUUCACGUGACAAACUUCAAGAUUCUCUUUCUGCAAGGCUUCAAACUAUUCUUGAGGCCAGAUCAGCCCUCAAGAAGGCCACUAUUCCACGCCUUCCUGCGCGCUGCGCAGGUCUUCCUUGAGCGAUCGGUCAAGAGACGCCUCGAACCCUUGGUGCGCAAGGCCAUUGACACCCAGAUCAAGACCGUUCUCGCCUAUCUGAAUCGCCAAGCUGAGCUCAGGCCCAAGCCGCGCUUGCCACCUGAGCUCUUUGCGGGUGUAGCGGAAGGUAUAUUUAUUGGUGGACCCACGAGACCAAGUGGAAUGCCUUCAGGACCUGGUGCUGGACCAGGAGGACCAGGAGGACCAGGAGUAGUAGGACCUGGGGGUCCUGGAGGACCGGGAGCCACCAUCCUUCAAGGAGGGCCCUCAAACGGAGGUGUUGGGCCGGGCGGUUCACUUUCAGGCCUGAGUUCUGGAGGUCCCUCAGGACCAAGCAUCGGUGCGGCUGGAUCUGCCGGCCUUUCCGUAACGAUAAGCGGAGGCUCCGGUAUCAGCCAACAAAAAGUCAAAGGCUAGCUAUUCUGAAGAAAAGAAAUCUCUCGACAAAUUUUCCAUCUAUAUCGGGAAUAAAUACCUUCCAUUUACAUACAGUA